Closterium sp. NIES-65 is the source of this 1017-nucleotide messenger RNA. Lineage: Eukaryota; Viridiplantae; Streptophyta; Zygnematophyceae; Desmidiales; Closteriaceae. The record is from the annotation of a GenBank genome assembly.
AUGCUCACGUUAAUGGGUGAUACAUCAUCGCGCGUCGCGGCACGGAGAACGUGGAAUGCGCGAGCUGAUUUUCCGCCGCUUGCAGACUUGCCGCCGAUAUCUAUGCAAGAUGAAGCCGUCACCAUCGCCGCAUUUCACGCCGUUACCGUCGCCGGGUUCCCCGCCGUCUCCAUCGCCGCGUUUCUCGUAUUCACGAACCGCGAGUAUAGGCCUCACAGACCCCAGUGGCAGCUUCUCUUGCUCGCCGCCUACUCCGCUAUCGACAUCCGCUUCCCCCUCUCCUCGAGUCACAUCAUAUUCUCAAGCUGCUGUUCCAGGCUUUAUGCCCCCUCUCAUGCCCCGUUCCCCUCCUUCUCCGCAAUCCCCUCCCUACUGGCCGCCGCUAACCCGGAGCCCCGACCCGCUCGGACUGAACAUGAGGGGCCUAUUUAUGGGUCACCAGGGGGGUCUGUGGGGCGUGACACGUGGCAGCAGUACAGUGCUCCAGGUGGCUCCACGUCAGCAUCACCAUCAGCAGCGGCGGCUGCCAUUGCUGCUGCUAGAGCAGCGAGUGCGCGUAAAUCUCGAGGGUAUGGGCAAGCAGGAAGGAGCUCUGGAUCAGCUUAUAACGGAUCCUCUAGAGGCUCUCCUAAAAAGGGAGGCAGGGGGGGCAAAGGGUUUCCGUAUAACAGCAGUGGCAGCAGCAGUGGAGCUGUGGUCACUUAUCCCCCAUUCUCCCCUAGAGCUGUUUUAGAUUCGUCGCGCGCUAUAGCUCGUAACGAGUCUGCUCUUAGUGAUGCGUCAAGUGAGGGCAGCAGUGGGGUGGACGCGCAAGGGGUCCAUUUGCUGGAGCUAACUUGCGGGUGGCAGGAUUUGUCUCAUAUCCCAAAUGUACAGGUAACAGGGGGAGUGAGCCGCCCGGCUGUAUGCUCUGUGAAGGAGAAGGAUGAUGAAGAGGAGGCGGUGGGGUGGGAGGGUGAGGAGGACAAUGAAGAGGCGCUGCCAUCACAGGAAGAGUUUGAUGCAGCCUUGUGUUGA